UCCAAGAGACCAUUGGGAUGCUAGGUGGAUUCGAAAGAAGACAACCGCUAGCCUACCGUUUUAUCCUUUGAUAACGAUUCUAUCUUAGUAUUCCGACACUAAACUGUAAGUCCUAUUCAUCCAUGACACUGGGAGCGAUGCUGGUUUCACUUUAAGACUGGCAAAUAGCUCUUGCUGUAGCUUUCGAAAUCGCCAUUGUUGGGUUUAGCAGAGUGAUGAGGAGUGGAGAACGGAGCUUCCGGGGUAAAACAGCUAUCUAUAUGAAAUUUACCGAGGUGAUGAGCUCACGAAUCGUAUUGCUUUUGAUUAGAAACCAUUGUUGCCGGAGAUGAUAACGUUACAGUUCAGAAACUGAAACGGAGCUGACACACCUGGGAUUUUUUUUUCUAAAGCUGUUCCAGACAUUCAAGCUCGUACGAAAAGCAAUUCUGGAAUACAUCGUGCAAGCAAGAGGGAAUAUUUGCUGAAAUUAGUAAAAAGAAGCCAUUUCAGUGGGUGUUAUUUCAUGGGGAUGUGUUCAAGGCAAGAGAGAAUACAAAAAGACGUCGACAUCGUAAUUCAAAGGUGUAAGGCAGAAAAAGACUGCCUCUUCUCUGAUUUCCGAUACACUGACGCCACGUUCACGUUCACCUACUCAAAGGGAUCCAAAAGGGUUUCCUACUCGGUGCAUGUCUCAGAUGAUUAUCCAGACAACACAUAUGUGUCCAACUCUGAAAAUGACGAUGAAGUGCUAGUCAUGAGAGAUCCCAUCCCUGUUAUUUUCCAUAGAAUCGCAACAGAAAUCAGAUUCAGUAACGAUGCCACCAGCUGCCUCUCCAACAGAUCAAAGCUCCAGAUCGACAAAAGCCCGUGUCCCUAUGCCAUAGAGGAGGACUCUGAGGGCGACAAUGACUCCGAGGAGUUCUACUAUGGCGGUCAGGUGAGUUAUGAUGGAGAGCUCCACAAACACCCGCAGCUUGAGGCCGACCUGGCAGCAGUGAGAGAGGUGUAUGGACAUCACGCAGUGUCUCUCAGGGAAUAUGGCGCCAUUGACGACGUGGACAUCGACCUACACAUAGAUGUCAGCUUCCUGGACGAGGAGAUUGCUCUGGCCUGGGACGUGAUCAGGAUGGAGCCAGUCAUCGUACGCCUACACUGCUCUCUGACUCAGUACCUGAAUGGACCAGUUCCCACCGUGGACGUCUUUCAAGAGUCAAGGAAAGAACGCUUUGGACUCGGACAUCAAUUGAAAAAGAUCAUGCAGACGUUUGUCACUCAGCAGUGGAAGCACCAGGGCAAAGAGAAACAGAACUGCCCCCACGGCAAGAAGCCCAGCGAUAAGAAGGUCAAGUCUCCGCUGCACAUCUUCUCCACCCUUCGCAGGUCCCCCAGCUACCCGCCUCCAGGCUGCGUGAAGAGCAAGAAGAAGCUGAAGCCGGAGCAGGACGGCGUGUCCAAGUCCCACCGGCUGCUGCGCCGCACCUGCUCCGGCGCCGUCAAGUCCGCCGACGCCUCCGACGGCUGCACCGGCACCGGCAGCUCCGGAGGCGGCCGCUCGCACCGCCUGCUGGGCUCCUCGCUGUCCAGCGACCCGCGUCUGGAGCACCCCCACCCGCAGCUCCCACCGCCGCUGCACGGCCACCCGCACCCCCACCCCCACCCGCACCCGGCGCCCUCCCUCUCCCUCAAGGCCCCCCGGCUGCUCCCGCGCUCCUGCGUCGCUGCCUCGUCCGCCGCGCUCAAGCCCGACGACUGCUCCUCGCCGCCGCCGCCCCCGCCGCGCCCCCACAAGCCGCUCCCGCGCUCCUGCUCCGGAGACCCGCACUCCGACCACGGCCUCGGGGAGAGCCCCGGAGGAGGAGGAGGAGGAGGAGGUGGCGGAGGAGGAGGAGGAGGAGGAGGUGGAGGUGGGAUGGGCAGCGCGCUGAAGCCCCACCGGCUGCUGAGCCGCUCGUGCUCGGGCAGCAUGCGGGUGGCGGAGGAGCUGGACGGCCUGCGGCACCACCACCGGCUGCUCAGCCGCUCCUGCUCCAGCAGCACCCGCGUGGGCCGCGGAGACCCCUUCGGCAAGGACUCGGCCACCGCCGGAGACGGAGGAGGAGGAGGGGGCGGCAGGAGGCUCUCGCUCACCUCGGGCCUCAUCGGAAUCCUGGCGCCGUCACUGGCCUCCACCCCAGCUGUGCCACCCAACAAUGGAGCCAAGUGUAUACCAGUGCGAGAUAAAGGCUUCCUGGUUCAGACGAUGGAGUACGCCCAGCAGCGGAUCCCGGUCCUCAACGAGUUCUGCGUAGUCUGCGACGAGCCGCACGUCUUCCAGAACGGACCCAUGCUCCGACCCACAGUGUGUGAGAGAGAACUCUGCGUGUUUGCUUUCCAAACAUUGGGGGUUAUGAACGAAGCAGCUGAUGAGAUCGCCACAGGAGCCCAGGUUGUGGACUUGCUGGUGUCCAUGUGUCGCUCUGCACUGGAGUCCCCAAGGAAAGUUGUGAUCUUUGAGCCAUAUCCAUCAGUGGUGGACCCCAACGACUCCCAGGCUCUGGCCUUCAACCCACGGAAAAAAGACUACGAUCGUGUGAUGCGAGCCCUGGACAGCCUUACAUCGAUCCGAGAGAUGACUCAGGUGUGUGCUCCUUACCUGGAGAUCAAGAAGCAAAUGGACAAGCACGACCCGCUGGCACAUCCACUGCUGCAGUGGGUGAUAUCCAGUAACAGGUCACAUAUAGUUAAGCUCCCGGUAACCAGACAACUGAAGUUCAUGCAUACUCCCCACCAGUUCCUCCUCCUCAGCAGCCCACCUGCCAAAGAAUCCAACUUCAGAGCUGCCAAAACCCACUUUGGAAGCACCUUCGCUUUCCAUGGAUCUCACAUAGAGAACUGGCACUCCAUCGUGAGGAAUGGCCUGGUUGUGGCAUCCAACACAAAACUCCAGCUCCAUGGCGCCAUCUAUGGGAGUGGAAUUUACCUUAGUCCUUUGUCAAGCAUAUCCUUUGGUUACUCAGGGAUGAAUAAAAAACAACAGAAAGUUACAUCAAAGGAUGAAACUUCCACAAACAGCAAGACAAACAUCCACUUACAGUCACAGAAGAAGGGUCAGCAGCCACAGUUCCUGCAAAGCAGAAACCUAAAGUGCAUAGCCUUAUGUGAAGUCAUCACUUCCCAAGAUCUGCACAAACAUGGCGAUAUCUGGGUGGUUCCAAACACAGACCAUGUCUGUACAAGAUUUUUCUUUGUUUAUGAGGAUGGGCAAGUGGGAGACACAAGCAUCAACACCCAGGACACAAGUAUACACAGAGAAAUCCUGCGUGUCAUUGGCAAUCAGACAGCCACUGGGUGAAUGAGAACUGACCCGACGCAAUACUGCUGCCUUGGCCCGUCGUCCGCCAUCUCAAAGCUGGCCAUUUGAGUAAGGGGGAGCCAACACAAUUGUGUAUUCCUUUGGUAAAAGCAACAUUGAAAACAACAAAAGAAACAAAUAAUAAUAAUAAUUAAAAAAAAUCAGAAAUAUUUGCUAUGUUGAGGACGAGCUAAAGUAUUUAUACCCCAAGAUUACCAGAAAUCUUUCUGAGAUUGAAGCUGAGUCCACUUUACUACCGUUUAUAAAUAAUAAUUAUAAAAAAACUUUUUUUUUUUUCUUUUUUGGUGACAUAGUACCUCUCUCAGUUUAACUGACAGGUGACUCUCUUUUUCUAAUAAAAAAAUAAUGAUGACAUGCCUUGGAAAGGAUUUUGAGUAUUUAGAAUUUGACAGUAAUUUGGCUUUUUUGGAAGAAGUCAUCUGUGUGAUCUGAAGGUACAAAUUUGUUUACGAAGAGCUGCGCUUUGCAAAAGUACAAUACUUUGUGUAUAUGGAGGGUGUUGAUAUGCACUUUAUUUGUAUUAUUUUAGAUCAUUCGCUCCAAUUUUCAUGAUCUUGAAAUGCCUUCAUUCGGACUUACAGUAAUUGUGAUUAUUUACAACUCUAAAGUAUUUGAGUGUCUUGUAUUAAAACGGUGGGGAAGAAAGCACAGGGGGAUGUUGUCUGAGGCUGAAUGCUCUGCAUGCCAAUUGGAUUGAGGCAAAUUCUGAGGCAUGUGUAUAUGCUGUGUCCUUGGUUCAUAGAGACAGAAGGUUCACAGUACUAGUCGGUAAAACCUGACAUGCAGUGUAAUGGAUUUCACAAGACUAAACUAAGGAGCGAAUGAAGUAACAUUGGUUGACUGAACAUUGUUGAGGUUUGCCAAAAGAAAAAUCAGAGGUACAAGGUUAACAUUUAAGAAAAAGAAAAAAAAAAAAGAAAAUUCACAUUGAAUACAGUUCCAGUUUUGAUUGUAGAGACUGUUCAUUUGAGUAGAUGUUUAUAAUUCCAUAAUUAUUCUGUACAUGAUUUUAAUAUGGAGAAAGCAGUGCAUUUGUUUAUACGUCACCGUGCUCUUUACAAUCUCCAGAAUACAUGUUAAAUGACUUUUGGCACACUCCGUACAUCGGCACAAUAUUGACCACUCACUUAAAAGGUAGUUUCCCAUCAAGCAAAACUAAUGACCUAACAGUGGAUAAGUUAAGCCAUAGCCUUCAAAAAAUCUUAAAAUGCAGAAUACAAUCUCUUGAUACAAGAUAAAAAAUAAUUUUAAGCAUAAGAGUCAGAUUUUCUUUCACCUCAGCUUGUAAAACAGUCUUUAGUUCAGUAUGUGGCAACAGUGUGUUCAGAUGGCAGAUAGAUUAAGACAAGAUCAUUCCUUUACAAACAUAUGUAUAAAACUGUGCUUGAACUUGAAAGACAAUGACUGAGUGUCACUAAGUAUUUCUUGUUGUUUCUUUUUUUUAUAACAACACACUUAUACUUGAUACGGCGAUAAAACAUCUAAUGUUCGCCUCCAACUACUUUCAAGACUUAAGAGCAAACAAAUUUUAUACAGACCUGAUAUUUAAUGUAAAUACUAAGGACUUUGAACUUUUUGUGGUUUCAGUUGCUUUAAUAAAUCAGCUUAUAUUGCAAUUGUAUUGUAUUUAAAUGGGCUAUAUACUUAAGAGAAAAAAAAAAUCUGCAAGUUGGCUAGAGUGAUGGGGUUUUCAAUUGCUUUCUUGGGCUUCAAAGAUUUCAUCACCUUGUUUUCAAUAAAAGGGCCAGGAAUAUUUAUUGACAUGGUAUUAAGAUUCAAUGGUAUGUCGUUAAAGACAAUUGCAAUUGUGUGUUGUGACAGAAGAACCAAAUAAAAGGUACAAAAAAAGGUCAAAUGCGGUUGUUCCACCAUGCAUACAGUUGUAGGACUUGCAUCACUGUUUUAGUUGAAUUGUGACAGAGUGUUCUGUUUAUAUGGUUUUCAUAUAUUUUCUGCACAAUUUAGAGGAAAUGUAUUAUGCUACUUUGCAUUCGGUGCCUUACAGAUGUGGGUCAAUGGCAAAUGUAUGACAGUACUGUACAUAUUGUAAAUACUGCCACACAACAUGGAGGCCAAAUAUUUUCUGUAUUAAGUUUUUACUUUUACUUUAUUUUGCAAACAAGUCCAGCUUUUUGGCUUUUUACAAGUUAUGGAAAUAGUAGCUUAUGUACUUGUUUAUGGUCAUUAAAUUCAAAUUUCCUUAUAAACAUCA
Messenger RNA from Sardina pilchardus (European sardine), 5546 nucleotides. It is a transcript of the gene parp8, whose product is annotated as poly (ADP-ribose) polymerase family, member 8. The transcript is spliced from 26 exons. Gene Ontology annotation, biological process: endoplasmic reticulum unfolded protein response. NCBI's taxonomy places the organism in Eukaryota, Metazoa, Chordata, Actinopteri, Clupeiformes, Clupeidae. Bases 506 to 3313 code for a protein of 935 amino acids. The record is from RefSeq and is a predicted model, not a curated record. Gene Ontology annotation, molecular function: NAD+ poly-ADP-ribosyltransferase activity; protein serine/threonine kinase activator activity; kinase binding. Gene Ontology annotation, cellular component: nuclear envelope; membrane; endoplasmic reticulum tubular network.